ACAAACCACCUUUGCUCAUCUUUUGCCUUGAAAACCCCAUUAGGUGGAACAUCAUGGGGUCGCCAUGAGCUGCUUGCAAUUCAGCUGCAUACUUUACUUUUUAAUGAAGUGGGUAGGCCUCUAGCGUCUUUCCUGGUUGCCAUGGUAACUUGGGCUGCUACUCUCUAGAAAACAUAAAAGAGCAACAAGUGCAAGACCAAACAUUCUGUCUUGUUUUGUAGAUUACCCAGGCUGCCAAAUGAAAGCAAAGCAUCUGUAAAUUCACAGAUAAAAUCUACCAAGUGAAGAACACCACAACAAAGCAGCUUGGGGACUACAAGUAUAAUCUGAAAAGGUCUUGCAACAUCAAGAGACAGAGCAUUGGUUGUGUGGAAUAUCUCAGCUCAAGCAGCAUUGGCUGCAUCAAAUGUGAAGCAGGGGUGGUAUUGGAUAUGUGAUAGGAACAAAGCAAGCCGAGGUUACAGUCAUUGAUAAGAUUCACUGAUUUAAAGCAGCAAAGUUCCUGGAGCUAUGAACCCUGUAAAAAUGACGGUAGCUCGAAAGCAUCAUCUCUUUUUGAUUGGCUUCUUUGGCUUUUGUGUGGAUAGUUUUGUAUGGGGUCAAAAAAACAACACUCUAAUUUUCACCAAAGAAAACACCAUUCGUAAUUGCACAUGUCCUGAUGAUAUUGGUGACAAUGACUGUGAGUACAGUUUGGCAAACCUAAUAUGUAACUGUAAGACUGUCUUGCCUAAUACAAUAGACAAAACCUACUACAACAAUCUGACGAUUUGGUUCACAAACACAGCUAUGCUGGGAAUGCUAUUAAACUUUACAGCGGUGCAUGACUUGAAGCUCUCACUCUGUGGCUCUGUUCCUCUGUCAACUGAGUACCUGACUAUCUGGGGACUGAGAAGACUACAGAUAAAAAGAGACCACAAUGGUCAGUUACAAGAGCAGAGUUUAACUAUCUUCAGUAGCUACGACAAUAACAUGCAAGAUAAAUUGAAGGUGCACUGCAAAGGAAGGGAAAUUAUUAUUUAUAUUUCUGUUCUACACACAUCUCUUUUCAACAGUUACUCUCCACUGAAAUCAUACAGUGUGGAAAAUAUUUCCAACAUAACAGAUCACUUUCCAAGUCUGCCAUAUUCUGAUAACUUCUUCACUACUAAUAACAAAAGAUAUGUCAUAACAUUCAUUUACUGACACAGCAUACUUGCCUAUUUCACCAA
Heteronotia binoei (common prickly gecko) is the source of this 1211-nucleotide messenger RNA. It is a transcript of the gene EPCIP, whose product is annotated as chromosome 3 C21orf62 homolog. The transcript is spliced from 3 exons. The record is from RefSeq and is a predicted model, not a curated record. Lineage: Eukaryota; Metazoa; Chordata; Lepidosauria; Squamata; Gekkonidae. Bases 511 to 1185 code for a protein of 224 amino acids.